AUGUCCCUCCAACAGAUCAUAGCCAGCACCGGAGAGCUUGUCUCUUUCUGUAACCCAUCUUCAUUCCCCUCACCGAAUGUACCUGGCACGAACAUCUCGAAUAUCAUCGCUGAGCCGGUACUCAACUUCUCUGGGGAGGCACCAUGGUACUACAACUUCAAUAACCCGGGCAUCACAGUGGCGAAUGCCACUUUCUGCAACGUGACGGUGACUUACGACCACCCCGGCCAGAAUGAUCUCACAGCUAUCCGCGCCUACCUGCCCAUCUCUUCGCCCGCCUGGAAUGGCCGCUUUCAGGCAGUCGGUGGAGGCGGGUGGGUUGCGGGCAUGGGCGAAGUAUCCUUUCUACAAAUGAUCGGAGCGCUGGGCAACGGCUACGCAACUAUAACCACCGAUGCCAGUCUGGCCAACCCGCUAGGAGAGGCGGAUUCUUGGGCUAUGGUUUCCGAGGGCAAUGUCAACCUCUACAAACUCCAGAACCUGGCGAGCGUCAGUCUGCGGGAUGAAGCACUGAUUGGGAAAAGUCUCAUUCACUCGUUCUACGGCGAAGCACCCCAGUACAGCUACUGGUCCGGGUGUUCGCAGGGCGGCCGACAAGGCAUGCAGCUUGCGCAGAGAUAUCCGGGACUAUACGACGGAAUCGCCGCCAGCGCUCCGGCUGUCAACUGGGCCGAGUCGGUCACGGCCAUAUUCUGGCCACAACUUGUGAUUAAUCAGCUCCUGGGAGGAACAAAACCAGCAGAUUGUGAGGUCAAUCAUUUGACGGCCCUGGCGAUCGAGACUUGUGAUGGCUUGGACGGCAUUGUGGAUGGCAUUGUGUCGGACAUAGCGCUCUGCGAGGAAACGUUCAACGCCUUUGAUUAUGUCGGGACUUCCUUUACCUGCGCAUCCACCAACCAGUCGACGAGUGUGUCUCGUGGUGCCGCUGUAUUUGCUAGUGCGACAUGGCAAGGCCCGCGGACCGCCGAUGGCAGGUUUCUCUGGCACGGGCUCAACAUAGGGGCGCCUAUCACCGAUGCGGUCAAUGUCGGUAACAGGCAGGCAAUCGGCGCCGAAUGGCUGCGGCUCUUUGUCAAGAAGAACUCGACCUUUGAUGUCAACUCCAUGACUCUAGAUGAGUACGAGUGGCUGUUUCACAGGGGCGUUGCAGAAUACGACAGCAUCAUCGGGACCAGCGAUGCCAACCUGAGAGAGUUCAAGCGCCGGAAUGGGAAGCUGAUGACGUUCCAUGGCCUGUGGGAUCAAACAUUGCCAACCAAGGCUACGGAAGAUUACUUUGAUCGUGUGUCAGAGAUGACUGGCGCAGAAGCUGCGGACUUUGCGCGCCUGUUUGUCGUGCCGGGACUCUAUCACUGUGCCGGCGGCCCUGGUGGACAGCCAACUGCCUUAUUUUCAGCUCUUACGAACUGGGUUGAGAACGGGACUGCCCCAGAUACUGUGCCCAUAUCUUUCAUCGACCAAAACAACACAACGAAUGAAAGGAUUCUUUGCCCCCAUCCAAGCAGGGCUGUCUGGGAUGGGACGGGGCCGACAUCUAAGGCCUCGAGCUUUUACUGCACUGAGAGAUAG
Neoarthrinium moseri is the source of this 1569-nucleotide messenger RNA. RefSeq lists its product as uncharacterized. The transcript is spliced from 3 exons. The coding region runs from base 1 to 1569 and encodes 522 amino acids. Lineage: Eukaryota; Fungi; Ascomycota; Sordariomycetes; Amphisphaeriales; Apiosporaceae. The record is from RefSeq and is a predicted model, not a curated record.